This is a messenger RNA of Exaiptasia diaphana, 1272 nucleotides long. RefSeq lists its product as uncharacterized. NCBI's taxonomy places the organism in Eukaryota, Metazoa, Cnidaria, Anthozoa, Actiniaria, Aiptasiidae. The record is from RefSeq and is a predicted model, not a curated record.
GAAGCAUGAUUGAAUACAUUUUGAAUGAAAAUCACAUACGCAUUGACAGAAGUAUAAGCUGGUUAGAAGGGUCACGAUGCAAUGAUAUGCAUUUUCAACCUCACGAAAGCCUUUCGUGGGUGUGCCAGCAUUAGAAGAGUGUAAAGCAAAGUCCUAUAAUUGUAGAGAGAAAUGGUUUGCUCACAUUCGAUGCAUUUACUUCUGCAAUAGACUGUCGAGUUUACGAGAAUCAAUGACCUUGUACCAUUAACUUGGUUAACUUGACUUGAGUAUAGUGUUAAUUUUUUUCAUGUACUAUAAGGCAAUUAUGAUGAAAGGGAAGUUAAACGGUAUUCUGUCGKCAAACUCAGCAGCUGAAACAACAACUGACUUCGAUUGAUGAAAAAUGGCUAGACCUUUGAAAGCACUACAAUGGCACACAUUUGAAUAAAAUCAAUGUUAGAAUAAUUUUUWHGGUAUAAUGGAAACAUUCUCCCCUGCAUUAGUUAUCCGUUGCUGUAUUUGCAGGUUGGACUAUAUGUUUAUGUAAGCUUUUGUUCGUUGUUUUUAAGAAAAUUGUCAAACUGUUGUCAAACUACUCAAGAAAUCAAGUUUGACAUCCGUCCAAUUGAAGUGUGAGGCACGCCUUGCAUAACUGCACGCGAAGGAGACUUUUUUGGCGAUGCGUGACAAUUUUUUGCUUUUUUUUGGACUUGUCACUUUUGUUCGUGCACAAUGUUAUGGUAAAAGAAUGCUAUUGCGAUAAMAAGGGCACGCGAUUAAUGGGACCGGCUGCUAUAAAAAAGGCGGUAUUGUGUUGGAUUGCCAAAUUCACGUUAAACUGUAGAUUGAAUAAGUACUAAGAUUGCAAGAGACAUGCCACCUAAAAGUAAUAUGGUAUUGAUCAAGUGGAAAACACCAGGUCGUUGGUACAAUUGUGAGCAGGAAGUCCAUAGGACAAAAAUUGAACCAAAGGAAGGUCUCCUAGAAGUCGGUCAGCAAGUACGAGUGAAAUUCAGUAAAAGUUGGAGUCCAGCUGAGAUAUGCCRYCCUUGUGGUGUAAAAAGCACAGAGGUGAAUACUUCUGACGACGAAGACGACGUGCCACUCAAAGAAAUCAUGAAAAGGACGAAGCCGGAUACCAUGACACCCGAAGCCAAAAUGUAUCAAGAAUACACGGAGAGACGAAACCGUUCCCUUCUACCAACUGCAGCCAACUCAGCUAGUGUGCAGAAAAACGCUACUGACGUCCUUUCCACUCAAAAUGAAAAGGCGACCAGCUCACGUGAACAA